Molecule: messenger RNA, 1704 nt
Organism: Gaeumannomyces tritici R3-111a-1
Lineage: Eukaryota; Fungi; Ascomycota; Sordariomycetes; Magnaporthales; Magnaporthaceae
Exons: 2
Coding region: 247-1500 (417 amino acids)
Source: RefSeq, a predicted model, not a curated record
GUGCGUGCAUCCUUGAUAACGUCAGGCGGGGGUGGUGUGGUGGCCGGGAAAAGCGCACGCGGCCGUCGCCACCCUGCAGCAUUCCGCACGUCCUUUGAGAUAAUAGAUAGCACGCCGAUUUAGAAAUUAUUCGAGAUAAAAUCACAAAAAACAGUUGCAGCAACUUCUAUUGUUAUUCCCACAACCGACUACGCAUUUUUCCCACCCAAAACCUCAAAUCCCCCUGUUUGUUGAAAACCUCAAGCCAUGGAGGAGUCGUGCUGCACUUGCGCGACCCUCCUAUCCGACAGCCGCCGCCGCCGCCGCCGCCGCCACCAACACCGAACGGCCGACGACGACAACCAAGACAGCGACGACAGCGCCGGAGCCCUGGACGAGAAGCAGCUGUCGGAAAAGGACGACGAGGUGCCCGACAGGAGGCUGGAGUGCUGCGCGCGCGUGAUUUGCGGGCACUGUCUCGACAAAAACGUCCGGUUCGCGACAUACUGCCCCUACUGCCAGAUCGCCACUGAGGGCCACGACCUCAGCAUCCCGUCCGCUGGGCUCCGGAACCCACCGUCGUACGGGGCGGCGACGACGACGACGACGACGACGACGACGACGACGGCGGCCGCCAAGAAGGAAACUCCACCACAGCACCAACACCACCACCACCACCGCCGCCCGCUCACGCCGCCGCCGCCGUACACGACAGCCGCCCCCACACCACCGACCAAGGCCGACGACGACGACGGCGACGACAAGACAGCACCACCGCCGCCGCCGCCGCCACCACCACCACCCCAAGACGUCCUCCACUACCUCGACCACGCCCGCGACACCAUCCCCUCCCUCUCGCUGCGCUACAACAUACCCGCCGCCGCCCUGCGCCGCGCCAACCGCCUGCCCAGCGACCACCUGCUGCCCGGCCGGCGCGUCAUCGUCAUCCCCGCUGCUGCCUCCGCAUCAUCCCCGUCAUCCACCCCCACCACCACAACAACAGCAACAACAACAACAACAACACCACCACCCCCACCCCCACCGUCGCUCCAGUCCCUCAGCCCCCACCCCGUCGAGGGCGCGGCCGAGGAGCACCGCAAGGCCAAGGUCCGCCGCUGGAUGGUGGCCUGCCGCGAGGCCGACUACGACGUCGCCCUGCUGUACCUCGACCAGGCUGCCUACGACCUCGACGCCGCCGUCGACGCCUACUUUGCCGACGAGGCCUGGGAGCGGGACAACCCGCUGCAGGCCGGCGGCGGCGGCGGCGCGAGGGGGAGGAUGGGGAAGGGGAGGAAGGGCGCGGGCGGGCAGUCGCCGUCGUCUGCUGCUCUAGGAGAGUCCGGGUCGUCGUCGUCGGCGUCGGCGUCGGCGCCAUCAGCUGAAGCAGCAAUAGCGUCUUCCUCCGCCGGCCGCCUGGGCUUCGGCGCCGCGGCCCCCGGCGAGGGCGGCUGGAUGUGGGCCGCGCAGGCGCCUUUCCUCAGGCGGGGGCGCAAGAAGGACCAGUCGGGUCCGACACCAUGAACACAACACACCAAACAAGAUAUACUCCUUGGCUGGCCACGAAGUUCAAAGCCAUCAAAGGCCCCCCGUCUUGUCAUGUCCCAUGAAUUAUAUAUCUAGAUACACAAGGCAGCCACAUAGAAAUACCAGACGCCGUUCGCCUGCUGACCUGUGUGUGCGCAAGACCGUAUUACUUCCAAAGUCCAAAUAAAUUCAACAUCACCC